Molecule: messenger RNA, 1446 nt
Organism: Achroia grisella
Lineage: Eukaryota; Metazoa; Arthropoda; Insecta; Lepidoptera; Pyralidae
Product: modular serine protease-like
Exons: 9
Coding region: 91-1425 (444 amino acids)
Cellular component (GO): plasma membrane
Molecular function (GO): protein binding
Source: RefSeq, a predicted model, not a curated record
UAUAUUGUUAAUAAUAGAUUCAUGUAGUCAAUAUUGUUAAUUAUUUAUGUUAAUUAAUACGAUUAUAGUUUUUUUAAUACAGUUAUUACAAUGUUUUUGUGUUUAUUCAUAUUUUUACUCUAUGGCACUCCUUCAAUUCUCACAGAAGUAGCCACCGACCAAAGACAUUUGGACAGAUAUCUACUGAAAUUUGAGGAGGCAGUUCUUAAUAGAGACAAAAGGGCGACAUGUCGGCCCAAUCAAUGGAGAUGCCGGGAUGGUACUUGCAUCGGUUUCGACGGUAUGUGUGACGGUAUCGUGAACUGUCCGGACGGUAGCGACGAGACGCACUCUCUCUGUAGAAACAGUCGUUGUCAGAACAACUGGUUCCAGUGCACAUACGGCGCGUGUGUAGACGGGACGGCGCCCUGCAAUGGCGUACAAGACUGCGCCGACAAGUCGGAUGAGCUGCAUCCACGCUGCAGGAACGAAUCCUUGCCCAUCCUUUUCUUCAAAUGCCACAACGGAGAGCAGAUCCCAGUCUCUGACCAAUGUGAUGGCGUGCGGCACUGCUCGGAUGGGUCGGACGAGCGGGUGGAAACUUGCGUGGCGCAGACCUGCUUCCCGUACCUGUUCCAGUGCGCAUACGGCGCCUGCGUCGACCGGGGCUCCCCUUGCAACGGCGUACGUGACUGUGCGGACGGUUCUGAUGAAUCUGAAGAACUGUGCCACAACGUCGUGGCUACUGAUGACUCCAACAAAUAUAAUGACAACAAAAGCCCAACUCAACCAGGGGUUUGCAUUUUACCCUCGUACCCAAAAAAUGGACGAUACAGGGUCACGAACGGUCCAAACGACUUCCCAGGCCAGUCUGCGGACAUGUAUCUCCUAAAUGUUUCGUGUCACCAAGGUUACAGAUUAGCUGGUGACAGCACUGUAUACUGUUUCCAAGGGUACUGGGUUCCAGAGAAUUUGCCCAAAUGCCUCCGUUCCUGCAGGUUCACACCGCAUCCCAGCGUAGAAUACUCCUGCUUAUCAGACAGGUCCUCACAAAGACGACGAGCUUGCAAUGAAUACGAGCCUGACGGUACAGUCAUUAGGACCCGGUGUAGACCGGACUAUAACGGACGACCUCGUACUAUGAGAUGCGUCGACGGAAAUUGGAACUCAAUUCCCCAAUGUUCAAUGCAUCAUCAAGACGGAACCAACAUCACAAUAUUAGUUAAAGAUCAGGUCGAAGUUCACAUAAGUGGUAUACAGUACGCAUCAAACGAUGUUACUGAAAAGAAAGAGGUAGAAGAUGAUAGCAGUUACGAUAUUGAUGAAGGGGAUUUAAGGAUAGGAGUAGCUAGUAAACCUAAACCUAAUAAUAAUAGAGUAAAUUUACAAUUUAAUAAUAGUACUAUUAGUAUAGACAGUGAUCGUAGUAUACAUUUUAGACAAUAAACUUAAAAUUUUAUAGUUGUA